AUGGAUAACGCUGCCUCUUCAACAGGACUGCAGAGGCGAGAUCUCAAUGCAAAGAUCCACAAUUAUGUUAUCACGCAUCGCCUCUACGAUCGGUGCAGUUCUGCUGCCGAAGACCAUGUUGUGGAACCGAAUAAAAUCUUCAAUAAUGAGACAGCCUUUCAUAGUCUCAUCUACAAACUCCUUGGAAUGCUCAUCUAUGCCGAUGUGCAACUAAACUUCGUCUCACAUGGGGGUAAACUCUCUGAUCUUCUUCUCGAGGGUGACUGUAUGCGGCGCAUACGACAAAUAUCUCGAAACUACCUAUAUCUCAAUCAUGGCGACAGAUAUCCGUCUUCAGAGCUCACUUACGAUAUAGAAAGUGUCGAGUGCUAUGACGUAUAUCAUGAGCAGCACAGGUUGUACCACCUGCUUAAUCAACUGUUCUGGUUUGGGAUGGGUAAUUAUCAAAGCAUCCAAAGCGAGAUUGACACACUGGAAACAAAAUAUAGCUCUUUUUUCCGCAUAGCACAUUGUGACACAAUCGACGGGAGGUAUCCGCGGAUCCGUUUCCAGAUUGAUGCCGCGGUAUGCGAAUUUUAUGCUAUUCGUUUGUAUCACUUCCGCUGCCAGGACGUGCCGUCGCCUGAUAUCCGUAUUCAAGAUUCUGUUUCAUCAUUCCUGCAGAUUGCACAUCGCCUCCAGCGCAUGAAGGCCCGCUACAGCUGGUUUGACCGAUCUCUUUUCCUCGUUGGUAUUGAAACGCGUGAUGCCAUCCACAGGGAUUGGAUACAGGGACGGAUGAUUCGGGCUGACUUGAUCCGAGCCUUGUCUAGGGUUUGGGAGGGCGAGAAGAUGUAUGGGCGGCGACUUAGCAAGGAGCAGAUGCGGGUUAUCCUGCGAGGAGAAGGGGUGCUGCAUGAUUCCGCUACAGUAGCAUCAGCUUGGCAAUAG
Molecule: messenger RNA, 930 nt
Organism: Trichoderma breve
Lineage: Eukaryota; Fungi; Ascomycota; Sordariomycetes; Hypocreales; Hypocreaceae
Exons: 2
Coding region: 1-930 (309 amino acids)
Source: RefSeq, a predicted model, not a curated record